This is a messenger RNA of Silurus meridionalis, 917 nucleotides long. RefSeq lists its product as uncharacterized. The record is from RefSeq and is a predicted model, not a curated record. Gene Ontology annotation, biological process: response to bacterium. NCBI's taxonomy places the organism in Eukaryota, Metazoa, Chordata, Actinopteri, Siluriformes, Siluridae. The coding region runs from base 24 to 896 and encodes 290 amino acids. The transcript has 5 exons.
UGAGGGUUGUUUCAGCUCUGAAAAUGACACAACUGUGGAUUCUUCUCUUAUAUCUGAAUAUAAUAAAUUUUCCAGCUUCAGCUCAAGACGUGGAUUCUUCCAGACCACUAUUUCUAUCAUUCAUCACAGUAAAGUCUGGAGAGCGUUUUUCACUUAACUGCGCAUUUAUAAACAUUCAGAAGACUGGAAGUGUGGUUUGGUACAAACACAAAUUUGGAGAAAUGCCUCAAAAAGUGGGUGAAAAAUUGGAGUAUAAGGAGGUCAAAGUUUCCCCUGUUUUUAACAGAUCAGGAUUUACAAUGGAGUCGACUGAUGAAGGUGUUUCUUUGACUAUUCUACAUAUAAAUAAAGAUCAUGGAGGACUUUACUACUGUGGAAAUAUUUAUCUGGACAAUCUUACAUUUUCCAAUGGAACGUUCGUGUCUGUAACAGGUGAUGAAGAUGUAAAAGUCUCAGUGUUCCAGAACAGUGUGUCAGACUCGGUUCCUGCAGGAGCAUCAGUGACUCUGCAGUGUUUGGUUCACUCUGAGAGCAGAGCAGCAGAACUCCAAGUGCUCUGGUUCAGAGCUGCUCCAUCACAAUCCCAUCCUCAAAUCAUUUACACUCAUCACAACAGCAGCCUUCAGUGUGAAUCUUCUACACACACCUGUGUGUACAACUUGUCCAAGAACAUCUUCAGCCUCAAUGAUACUGGAACUUACUACUGCGCUGUGGCCCUGUGUGGGAAGAUCAUUUUUGGGGACGGAACACGAGUACAGCUGGAGGAUGAUCUUAUCUCUGUGAGACCUGAAGUGAUCUGUCUCACAGCAGUGGUGGUCGUGUGUGUGAUUGUGAUCUGCGUUCAAGCUUUUAUUAUCUGUAAAACGAGAAACUGUGAACAAUCUGGAGAUAACUGAGCAGUUGAAGGCAGACCCCGG